AUGUGCGCCACUACUGAAUCUCGAGGAGUUAUAAAUGACGACACUUUGAUUUCCAAGGAGGGAGGCUGCAAUGAGGACGCAAUGAGAGAGAGAAGCGAAGGCAGAUUUGCAAGUGGGUUUCUCCGACGGCAGCUACCGCUUUGUGGGCUUCUCCGAACGCUGCCGCUCAGCGAGAUGGGAGAAGAAGUACAAGCAUUGGGGAAGAUUGCAGGGCCCAUCGUGAUGACAACAUUGCUUAUAUAUUCGAGGUCCAUUAUUUCCAUGCUCUUCUUGGGUCGUCUUGGAAAAGCAGAGCUAGCCGGAGGCUCACUGGCGAUUGGGUUCGGAAACAUUACCGGCAACUCAAUUCUCAGGGGACUGUCGACGGGGAUGGACCCAAUCUGCUGCCAAGCAUAUGGAGCCAAGAGAUGGUCGGUGCUGAGCCAAACCUUUCAGAAAACGCUGUGUCUCCUCCUGCUUGUUUCCAUACCAAUUUCACUCUUGUGGCUUAACAUUGAUCCAAUCUUUCAAUGGUUAGGUCAGGACCCAGACAUCACAAAAGUUGCCAAGGUUUACAUGGCUUUCUCCAUUCCUGAAUUGCUAGCUCAAGCUCAUCUCUACCCACUAAGGAGCUUCUUAAGAACCCAGGGCUUAACCACCCCACUGACAAUGGCUGCCACCGUCGCCGCCAUCCUUCACCUUCCGGUUAACUACUUCUUCGUCACCUACUUGAAAUUAGGUGUCAAAGGUAUUGCACUGGGUUUUGCUUUUAACACUUUAAACUUAAAUCUGGGCUUGAUAAUAUAUCUGGCUUUAUCAAAAAAACCGCUAAAACCUUGGCAUGGGGCUACAAUCAUCUCCCCCUUUCAAGGCUGGGGGCCAUUGCUGAGUUUAGCACUGCCCAGUGCCGUUUCUGUGUGCUUGGAGUGGUGGUGGUAUGAAAUAAUGCUGUUUCUCUGCGGAUUGUUUAGUAAUCCGCAGGCUAGUUUGGCGGCAAUGGGCAUCCUUAUUCAGACAACAGGCUUGCUGUACAUCGUUCCAAUCUCUUUAAGCGCAGGCUUGACAACCCGCGUCGGCCACGCCUUGGGCGCUGGUCAGCCAACCCGUGCGCAAUGGACAUCAAUCAUUGGACUUACCAUCGCAUUUGCUUUUGGGCUCGCGGCCUUCAUCUUCAUGACAGCGUUGAGAUCAGUGUGGGGGAAGUUGUUCACAGACGAAUCACUCAUUCUCGAUUUGGUUUCUGCUGCUCUUCCUGUACUGGGUUUAUGCGAACUCGGCAACUCUCCCCAAACAGCUGCGUGCGGGGUUUUAACCGGCACAGCGCGUCCUAAACUGGGCGCCCGGAUAAAUUUGUGUGCAUUUUACAUCGUUGGAUUGCCGGUGGUCAUUCUCACUGCUUUCGUUUUCAAGAUUGGGUUCCUUGGUAUAUGGUUUGGGCUGCUAGCAGCGCAGUUUGCGUGUUUGUUUAUGAUGGGUUACACAUUGUUUCAAACAGAUUGGAAGCACCAAAGUAAAAGGGCUGAGGAGCUGACUCGUGCUGCAGAAUUGAAGGCAGAGAAGGAUGAUUUGGAAAGCGGCCUACUGACUACUGAUCUAUGA
Molecule: messenger RNA, 1578 nt
Organism: Corylus avellana
Lineage: Eukaryota; Viridiplantae; Streptophyta; Magnoliopsida; Fagales; Betulaceae
Product: MATE efflux family protein
Biological process (GO): xenobiotic detoxification by transmembrane export across the plasma membrane
Cellular component (GO): membrane
Molecular function (GO): xenobiotic transmembrane transporter activity; antiporter activity
Source: RefSeq, a predicted model, not a curated record